Messenger RNA from Dromiciops gliroides (monito del monte), 1906 nucleotides. RefSeq names its product clusterin associated protein 1 (gene IFT38). The transcript has 13 exons. The record is from RefSeq and is a predicted model, not a curated record. Gene Ontology annotation, cellular component: intraciliary transport particle B; cilium; centrosome. The coding region runs from base 45 to 1361 and encodes 438 amino acids. Gene Ontology annotation, biological process: cilium assembly. NCBI's taxonomy places the organism in Eukaryota, Metazoa, Chordata, Mammalia, Microbiotheria, Microbiotheriidae.
AUAGCUACCGUCCGAUCCAAGCUUCCUCCUUCCCGGCUCGAUGGAUGGUCACUAACGACCGAGGUUCAGAAACUCAUCAGUUCCGGGGCCCACUGAGGUCACUGACGAGAUCACCAGUCAUGUCUUUCCGUGACCUAAGGAAUUUUACAGAAAUGAUGAGGGCCCUGGGAUACCCCCGACACAUCUCCAUGGAGAAUUUUCGCACACCAAAUUUUGGGCUUGUAUCUGAAGUGCUUCUCUGGCUUGUAAAGAGAUAUGAGCCUCAGACUGACAUUCCUUCUGAUGUUGAAACAGAGCAAGAUCGAGUUUUCUUCAUUAAGGCAAUUGCACAAUUCAUGGCCACCAAAGCUCAUAUAAAACUUAACACUAAGAAACUGUAUCAAGCAGAUGGAUAUGCAGUAAAGGAACUAUUGAAAAUUACAUCAGUCCUUUAUAAUGCCAUGAAAACCAAAGGAAUGGAAGGCUCUGAAAUAGGAGAGGAAGAUAUCAGCAAAUUCAAAUUUGAUCUUGGCUCAAAGAUUGCGGAUCUGAAAGCAGCUAGGCAGCUUGCUUCUGAAAUUACAUCAAAAGGAGCAUCUCUCUAUGAUUUACUUGGCAAAGAAGUAGAGUUGCGGGAACUGAGAACAGAAGCAAUCGCUAGACCACUAGAGAUAAAUGAGACUGAAAAAGUGAUGAGGGUUGCAGUCAAAGAUAUUUUGGCACAAGUUCAGAAAACUAAAGACUUGCUCAACAACGUGGCCUCGGAUGAAGCAAAUUUAGAAGCCAAAAUUGAAAAAAGAAAAUUAGAACUUGAAAGAAAUCGAAAGCGAUUGCAGACUCUGCAGAGUGUCAGACCAGCUUUUAUGGAUGAAUAUGAGAAGAUUGAGGAGGAAUUGCAGAAGCAGUAUGAUGUUUAUCUGGAAAAAUUUCGGAAUCUAGCCUACCUAGAACAGCAACUUGAGGACCAUCAUAGAAUGGAGCAAGAGAGGUUUGAGGAGGCUGAAAAUACCUUACGUCUAAUGCAGAAUAAACUUAAGGAAGAAGAAAAGCGACUGCUUAAGAGUGGAAGCAAUGAUGAUUCAGACAUAGACAUCCAAGAAGAUGAUGAAUCUGACAGUGAAAUGGAAGAGAGACGAUUAUCAAAGCCACGAACAGCCAUGGAGGUUUUGAUGCAAGGAAGACCUAACAAACGCAUCGUGGGCACAAUGCAAGGUGGAGAAACUGAUGAUGAUGAAGAUUCAGAGGACAGUGAAAUUGAUAUGGAAGAUGAUGAAGAAGAUGAUGAUGAUUUGGAAGACGAAAGCAUGACUCUCUCCCCAACUAAGCCAAAUCGUAGGGCCCGGAAACCUGAGCCGCUGGAUGAGAGUGACAAUGAUUUCUAGCUUACUCUUUCUGGCCCCAAUGUAAAUUAAACACAACACAGGCUAAGCAUCCCUAGAAUCAACUGACCUUUAUAGGACAUGGUUGCCAGAUCAUUCACUAGCUUUUUGACCAUCUCCUGGAUGCUCUUCCUUUGCCAGUACCCAGAACUGAAUUGAAUGCACUUCUCCAGAUGCAGUCUGAUUAGUAUAGCUUAGGGUGGAAUUAUUAUUAAUGUCUACACCUCUAAUUAAUGAAGACUAUGACUAAAUCUUUCUUUUUUGUUGUUGUUGCAUUGAGGGUUUUUGUUUUGUUUUUUUGUUUUGGUUUGGUUUGGUUUUGGUGAGGCAAUUGGAGUUAAGUGACUUGCCUAGGGUCACGCAGCUAGUAAGUGUCAAGUGUCUGAAGUGAGGCUGGAUUUGAACUCAGGUACUCCUGAAUCCAGGGCUGGUGCUUUAUCCACUGUGCCACCUAGCUGCCCUGCUUGUAUUGAGUUUUUGCUGUUGAUAUUUUAGCAACCACACCACGCUACCAACAUACUGAGCUUUCAGUUUACUAAAAUCCUGGC